AUGGGAAGCUUAGACGUGAACUUUACAGAUUCUUCCUUGUCCCAAACCGACGUCUUCAAACCCUUAGACCCCGAAGACUUCCGCAAACAAGCUCACCAAAUGGUCGACUUCAUUGCCGACUACUACGCCAAGAUCGAAUCCUACCCUGUCCUCACCCAAGUCCAGCCCAACUACCUCCGCUCCCGCCUCCCCUCCACCGCCCCCUACCUCCCCGAACCCCUGCAAACCAUCUUCCACGACAUCUCCGCCCACGUGAUCCCAGGCAUCACUCACUGGCUCAGCCCUAACUUCUUCGCAUUCUUCCCCGCCACCGUCAGCACCGCCGCCUUCUUAGGCGAAAUGCUGUGCACUUGCUUCAACGCCGUGGGGGGUGUCAUUCAAAACACCACCAGCGAAGCCAUCUUUGUAACUCUCGUUGCAGCCCGAGACCGGAAGCUUGAGGCUUUGGGAACAAACGACGUGAAAAAGCUCGUCGUUUAUUCUUCUGAUCAGACCCAUUCCACGUUCACCAAGGCCUCCAGGCUCGCCGGGAUAUGUCCUUCCAAUGUAAGGUCUAUCCCCACCAGCCGGGACUCCGAUUUCGCUUUGUCUCCCGAGUUACUUCGUGCGGUGGUGGAGGCGGACGUGGAAUCCGGGCUGGUCCCGCUUUACCUUUGUUUAACCGUGGGGACAACUUCAACCACGGCCGUCGAUCCCCUCGAGCUGCUUGCCCACGUGGUAAACGAUUACAACAUGUGGGUCCAUGUGGACGCCGCUUACGGUGGAAGUGCUUGUAUUUGUCCCGAGUUUAGGCAUUACUUGAACGGGGUGGAGCGAGUCGACUCACUGAGUCUGAGCCCGCACAAGUGGCUGCUCAGUUACUUGGACUGCUGCUGCCUCUGGGUCAAGCGGUCGGAUUUGUUGGUCAACGCGUUGAGCACCAACCCGGAGUAUUUGAGAAACCAACCCAGUGAGUCUGACUCAGUGGUGGACUACAAGGACUGGCAACUGGGCACUGGACGUAGGUUCAAGUCACUUAGAUUAUGGCUCGUGCUGCGUAGCUAUGGCGUUGCUAAUAUCCAGAGCCACAUCCGGUCCGAUGUUCGGAUGGCUCGAAUGUUCGAAGGGUUCGUAAUAUCCGACCUAAGGUUCGAGGUUGUGGUGCCCAGAAAGUUUGCGUUGGUUUGUUUUCGGCUCAAGUCAUUUUCUAGGGCCGAGCCGAGUUAUGUUGACUCGCUGAACCGGAAGCUACUCGAGUGGGUGAACUCAACGGGUCGUGCUUAUAUGAGCCACACUGUAGUCGGUGGGGUAUACAUGUUAAGAUUUGCAGUGGGGGCCACGCUUACGGAAGAGAGGCACGUUAUUGCCGCGUGGCAGUUGAUCAAGGAUGGAGCCGAUACAGUGCUCAAGGUCAAGGGUGUAUGA
This is a messenger RNA of Prunus avium (sweet cherry), 1404 nucleotides long. Its product is annotated as tryptophan decarboxylase TDC2-like. Gene Ontology annotation, cellular component: cytoplasm. Lineage: Eukaryota; Viridiplantae; Streptophyta; Magnoliopsida; Rosales; Rosaceae. The record is from RefSeq and is a predicted model, not a curated record. Gene Ontology annotation, biological process: carboxylic acid metabolic process; amino acid metabolic process. Gene Ontology annotation, molecular function: carboxy-lyase activity; pyridoxal phosphate binding.